Molecule: messenger RNA, 633 nt
Organism: Leishmania mexicana MHOM/GT/2001/U1103
Lineage: Eukaryota; Euglenozoa; Kinetoplastea; Trypanosomatida; Trypanosomatidae
Product: putative U2 splicing auxiliary factor
Exons: 1
Coding region: 1-633 (210 amino acids)
Biological process (GO): mRNA splicing, via spliceosome
Cellular component (GO): spliceosomal complex; U2AF complex
Molecular function (GO): pre-mRNA 3'-splice site binding; metal ion binding
Source: RefSeq, a predicted model, not a curated record
AUGACGGCCCACGUUGAUCGCUGCGCCUUCUUCUCCAAGAUGGGUGCGUGCCGGCACGGCGAUCAGUGCACUAAGCUACACUAUCGCCCCGACACAUCGCCGACGGUGCUGUUCCCUCUGAUGUACCCAAACCCGCACGCCAUUGCGCACAUCAAGGACCGCGAGUGGACCUUCGAGCUGGACAAAAAGUAUCUGAAGAAGCAUUUUGAGCACUUUUAUAAGGAGGUGUGGCGCACCUUCAUGGAGUUCGGCCGUAUUGCCGAGCUGCGCGUCGUGAGCAACCUCGGCGAUCACCUCCUGGGCAACGUGUACAUCCGCUUCGAGGAUCCGCAGGUCGCCACGCGCAUCGUGAAGGAGCUGCGCGGCAAGAAACUGAACGACGUCAUUGUGCUGCCUGAGCUGUCGCCUGUCACGAACUUCGCCGAGGCGUGCUGCAAGGAGGAUCUCGAGAACCGUUGCCAGCGCGGUGAGCAGUGCAACUACCUCCACAUCAUGAAGGUGUCCCGCCGCCUCCUCGAGAAGCUUGAGAAGGAGCAGUCCAAGUACUGGAAAAAGAAGGAGAAGCGCCACGAGCAUGACAGCGGCGACCGGAAGCGUAGCCGCUCGCGGUCGCCUGCUGACACGCGCUGGUAG